Melampsora larici-populina 98AG31 is the source of this 717-nucleotide messenger RNA. RefSeq lists its product as uncharacterized. The record is from RefSeq and is a predicted model, not a curated record. Bases 1 to 717 code for a protein of 238 amino acids. Lineage: Eukaryota; Fungi; Basidiomycota; Pucciniomycetes; Pucciniales; Melampsoraceae. The transcript is spliced from 4 exons.
AUGGCCGAUAAUGUCGAGUCCAGAGUGUUUGGUGAUCAAAUCCAAAACUAUCAUAAUCGUAUUUCCGAAGAUAAAUUAGAAGCAGUCACCAAAGCUCUCUAUUCGUGUCAAAUUGCUAAAACUGACUCACUCACUUCCUUCGUCGACAAGUUUGAGAACCUAAUUCGGGAAUUCUAUCGUCUAAAGGGCGAACUUUCCGAUAUUCAAUCUGCCAGAAUGCUUAUGGGUGCUAUCCCGUCUCUUUCGAUCGAAACGAAAGAAUACAACAACAAUACGGUCGUUCCCUUGACUCGUGAGGGAGUUGGCUCGUAUCUUCGCAAGUAUGAAGAAAGGCACGGCUGGACUUGUGCAGCAAUCAGAGAAGUCAACGCGGUUUCAGUUCGGCCUGCUAAGAAGGUUUCUGGCGAGUGUAGUCCCGACGAGUGUGUUGGACCUCAUCUUGCUAAGAACUGGAAAUCCGGGGGUAGUAGCCCUGGUCCUUCUUCUUCUCAACCUACUUCUUCAUCCUCUGUGAAAGGUGUUAAGAAAGUUUUUGAUGCUAGUGUCAACAACGCAUCGGCUAGCAUGGCGUUUCUCUCACUGAACGUUGAAUUCGUCGACGAAGAACCAAAAGAUCCUGAAAUCUCUCAAAUGUCUCAAGUCGUGUGUGUUGCUGUUGUCAAUCCCGAAGUCUACAUUCCUUCAUCAGGUUACCAUAGUAGCACCUCACGAUUUUAG